UGGUAGAUAGUUGUAGAUAUCUAGAACUGCGAUAAAAUUUGUUUUGCUAUUUAUAAACUGUUGCACAGUCUUUCCGGGGAUUUAGACGAUCAAAUAACGUAAGAAGCGAUCAAAGCAAGAGAUAGACUUUUAAAUUUGUCGUUAUCAAUGUAUCAGAAUUCACAAUCUUAUCCAGGAUACCCUCCUCCACAAGGAUACCCUCCGCCACAAGGAUACCCUCCACCACAGGGGUACCCUCCACCACAAGGCUACCAUUCAUCACAGGGCUACCCUCCAGCAGAUGGCUCUUAUCCACCACCUGGGUACCAACCUGUACCGAUUCAGAAUUAUCCGCCAGCGCCUGGGCAACAGCUGCUGCAACAAGGUUAUCCUCAACCGACGUCGGGUUUUGUCCCACCACCGAAUUCUUAUCCACCGACUGGUGGAGUUGGAGCUCCUAUACAAACACAGCCUGAGCCCAAUGGUUGGAUGAAUGUGCCGCAUUUGAGGCCAAACGAUUGCCCGCCUGGCUUGGAAUACCUGACUACUCUUGAUCAGCUUCUCGUUCACCAGAAAGUUGAAUUGCUUGAAGCUUUCACAGGUUUCGAGACAAAAAAUAAGUUCACGGUGAAAAACAGUUUGGGCCAAAAGGUUUAUUAUGCAGUCGAAGAUUCUGGUUGUUGCAACAGAUUGUGUUGUGGAACCAACAGACCUUUUGAAAUGAAAAUCCUGGACAACUUUAAAAAUGAAGUGAUCCACCUAGUCCGCCCUUUAGCCUGCCAGUCAUGUUUAUUCCCUUGUUGCAUGCAGCACAUGGAAGUCUUCUCACCGAUCGGAUGCUUGGUCGGGAGUGUGCAGCAGAAUUGGAGCGUAUUUACACCAUCCUUUGACAUAAAAAAUGCUGCAGGUGAUACGGUUCUUAAAAUUGAGGGGCCAAUUUGCACGUUCAGCAUUUGUGGUGAUGUUGAAUUCAAGAUCCUAGCACUUGACGGUGCGACUACAGUUGGAAAAAUCACUAAACAGUGGAGUGGGUUAUUGAGAGAGGCUUUCACAGAUGCAGACUAUUUUGGCGUCACAUUUCCUGUAGACCUAGAUGUCAGAAUGAAAGCAGUGAUGCUUGGAGCAUGUUUCUUGAUUGAUUACAUGUUCUUUGAGAAGAUUAACAACAAGGAAAAUGGAUUCUGUGGAUUAUGGUAAAUUCUUCUGUGCAUCUAAACCAUGAUAAGUCAUAAGCAUUCAAAACUCUUAACUUAAACUUAAAAUUCUUUCCUAUUUUUGAAAAAUGUACAGCCUUUGCAUUUAUGCUGAUAAUCAUACAAUAAGAUAUUUCAUAUAUUUAUCGAUGAUUUGUAUCAUUUAUAGUUUUUUACGCUUUAUUUAAUUUAUUUAAACACAUAAAAUAACAUAUGCUUUUACCUCUUAAAACAUACCGCAAAUAAUUAAAUAAAUAAUGCAUAUACCAAAUUAUAAUAAGUGUAUGAAUAUAUUAAAAAAAGCAAAUGUUGACAAUAUAAUUUAAUUUAUCUAAAAAAAAAAUUCUGUAUUUAUACAUGCGUAUGCAAGUUAAUUAAAACAAAAAAAAAUAUAUUAAACGUUAAAUUUUUCUCUUAUGACUAUUGACUCUCAUUCCUUCUUUGAACCCAAUUGCUUUCUUAAAAAAC
Molecule: messenger RNA, 1640 nt
Organism: Cimex lectularius (bed bug)
Lineage: Eukaryota; Metazoa; Arthropoda; Insecta; Hemiptera; Cimicidae
Gene: scramb1
Product: phospholipid scramblase 2
Exons: 8
Coding region: 148-1176 (342 amino acids)
Biological process (GO): plasma membrane phospholipid scrambling
Cellular component (GO): plasma membrane
Molecular function (GO): phospholipid scramblase activity
Source: RefSeq, a predicted model, not a curated record